ACGAGACUUUGCAGACGAUAUUUCUAGCCCUUCGCCGAGCUUCCUAGUCAGUGUCACAGAGACCCACCGAAGCGAGUAGUAUAAGAACGUCUUCCACUCGGUAUUUUCUACAGGAAUACCAACAAAGUCUUCUUAAGUGUACAACAGUCAUCUGGGAAUCAAUAACGCAAUGAGGUGUUGGGUAGCCCUAGGCCUGGUGGCCACUGUGGCAGUGCUGGUCACUGCCAAGGAGUCCAAGAAGGAGGAUGUGGGCACAGUCAUUGGUAUUGACCUUGGCACCACCUACUCCUGUGUGGGCGUGUUCAAGAACGGCAGAGUGGAGAUCAUCGCCAACGACCAGGGCAACAGGAUCACACCCUCCUACGUGGCAUUCACUGCUGAUGGGGAGCGGCUUAUUGGAGAUUCUGCAAAGAAUCAGCUGACAACCAACCCAGAGAACACCAUCUUUGAUGCCAAGCGACUCAUUGGUCGUGAAUGGUCCGACAAGUCUGUCCAACACGACAUUCAGUUCUUCCCCUUCAAGGUUAUCAAGAAGAACGACAAACCCCAUAUUCAGGUGUCCACUUCUCAAGGAGACAAGGUGUUUGCUGCUGAAGAGGUCUCUGCUAUGGUGCUCGGCAAGAUGAAGGAAGUGGCAGAAGCUUACCUUGGGAAGACUGUCACGCAUGCAGUUGUCACUGUCCCUGCUUACUUCAAUGAUGCCCAGCGUCAAGCAACCAAGGAUGCCGGCAUCAUUGCUGGGCUCACCGUUAUGAGGAUCAUCAAUGAACCCACGGCUGCUGCCAUUGCCUAUGGCAUUGACAAGAAGGAUGGUGAAAAGAACAUUCUUGUGUUUGAUCUUGGUGGUGGCACCUUUGACGUCUCCCUGCUGACCAUCGACUCUGGCGUCUUUGAGGUGGUGGCUACCAACGGUGACACUCAUCUUGGUGGUGAGGACUUUGACCAGCGUGUCAUGGACCACUUCAUCAAGCUCUACAAGAAAAAGAAGGGCAAGGACAUCAGGAAGGACAACCGUGCUGUCCAGAAGCUCCGCCGUGAAGUUGAGAAGGCAAAGAGGUCCCUGUCUGCCAGCCACCAGGUCAGGAUUGAAAUUGAAUCCUUCUUUGAGGGAGAAGACUUUUCAGAGACUCUGACCCGUGCCAAGUUUGAGGAGCUGAACAUGGAUCUCUUCAGGUCAACAAUGAAGCCAGUCCAGAAGGUGCUUGAGGAUUCUGAUCUCCAGAAGAAGGAAAUUGAUGAAAUUGUCCUGGUUGGUGGCUCUACCCGUAUUCCUAAGAUUCAGCAGCUUGUCAAGGAGUUCUUCAAUGGGAAGGAACCAUCCCGAGGCAUCAACCCUGAUGAGGCUGUUGCGUAUGGUGCCGCUGUCCAGGCUGGCGUGCUGUCUGGUGAAGAUGACACUAAUGACCUAGUCCUGCUUGAUGUGAACCCACUCACUCUGGGUAUUGAGACUGUAGGUGGAGUGAUGACCAAGCUUAUCUCCCGCAACACUGUCAUCCCCACCAAGAAGUCCCAGAUUUUCUCCACAGCUUCUGACAACCAGCACACUGUGACCAUCCAGGUGUUUGAAGGCGAACGACCAAUGACCAAGGACAACCACAUCCUCGGCAAGUUUGACCUGACUGGCAUUCCCCCUGCUCCUCGUGGUGUCCCUCAGAUUGAAGUUACCUUUGAAAUUGAUGCCAAUGGUAUUCUUCAGGUGUCUGCUGAAGACAAGGGCACUGGCAACAAGGAAAAGAUCGUGAUCACUAAUGAUCAGAACCGCCUCACCCCCGAGGACAUCGAGCGUAUGAUCAAGGACGCUGAGGUCUUUGCUGAUGAGGAUAAGAAGCUGAAGGAAAGGGUUGAAUCUAGGAAUGAACUAGAGUCCUAUGCCUACAGUCUGAAGAACCAGGUGAACGACAAGGAAAAGCUCGGGGCCAAGCUGACCGAUGAGGAUAAGGAAAAGAUUGAGGAAGCCAUCGACGAGAAGAUCAAGUGGCUGGAGGACAACCCUGAUUCUGAUGCCGAGGAAUACAAGGCCCAGAAGAAGGUACUCGAAGACAUUGUGCAGCCCGUCAUUGCCAAGCUUUACCAGGGUGCAGGUGGUGCUCCUCCAGCAGGGGAGGAGGAAGAGUUUGAUAAGGACGAGUUGUAAAUUUGUAGUUUAAGGUAACUUAUUAUGUCAUUGUGUUUAAUGGAAGUACAUUAUUCAUGCUCAUCAUUAGGACAUAUUCAGCAGCUCAUCAUCAUGUUUGAAUGAAUGGGGUCCCACU
Molecule: messenger RNA, 2252 nt
Organism: Eriocheir sinensis (Chinese mitten crab)
Lineage: Eukaryota; Metazoa; Arthropoda; Malacostraca; Decapoda; Varunidae
Gene: Hsc70-3
Product: endoplasmic reticulum chaperone BiP
Exons: 3
Coding region: 170-2134 (654 amino acids)
Biological process (GO): endoplasmic reticulum unfolded protein response; cellular response to unfolded protein; protein refolding
Cellular component (GO): nucleus; endoplasmic reticulum chaperone complex; cytoplasm
Molecular function (GO): heat shock protein binding; ATP binding; misfolded protein binding
Source: RefSeq, a predicted model, not a curated record